Messenger RNA from Rotaria sp. Silwood2, 1314 nucleotides. The record is from the annotation of a GenBank genome assembly. NCBI's taxonomy places the organism in Eukaryota, Metazoa, Rotifera, Eurotatoria, Philodinida, Philodinidae.
AUGGUUAAAUUAAAUACAGAUACAAAUGCAAUAAAUAUAAAUCAACAAAAUCAAUUACAAUCUGCUUUAAAACCUCCAAUAAAACAAUCAAAUAAUACUAUGACAGAAAAAUCUACAAAUGAAAAUGAUACAGAAUUUAAUAAUCAACAAACAAAUGAUUAUGAAGAUGAUGAUAUACGUAUAAUUAAUGAACAUGUUCAUGAUUAUUAUUAUGCAGUUAGAAUUUUACCUGGUCAAAAUCCACGUUCAGUAUUUAUUGGUUGGAUAACAUCAAGAUUUAAAUCAGUAAAUCGACACUAUGAUACAACAGUAAAUAAAUUAACUAAACUUAUUCGACAUUGUACAAUAACACAAACUGAAGAUGAUGGUUCAAUUGUUGAAAGUAUUACACGACAAGAUGCUUAUAUGUUUUGUGCAGCUGAUUUAUUAGAUAAUAUAAUUGAUAAAGAAAAAGUUACGAGACAUGUUGUUAAUGGUUUAUUAAUUGGAUGUUUAUGUGAUGUAUCAACUGGACAAUUUACAUUUUAUGUUAAUGGAAAAGAAUCAACACAAAAAUUUCAAGUUGAACCAAAUACUAAACUUUAUCCAGCUGUAUUUGUUGAACCAACAGUUAAAGAAGUAUUACAAUUUGAAUUAGGACGUAUCAAAAAUUGUUUACCAUUAACUGCUGCUCUAUUUCCAAGUUUAAUUCGUGAAGAACGUUUUAUUCCUCAAUUACCAUCUCGUUUACAUUUACAAUCUCUUGUUCAUUGUCAUUGGUCACGUGUACCAAAUACAAAUAUUCGUUGUCAACAAUUAAAAUUAUCUGAUAUUCGUGGAUGGAGUGUAUUUGUUGAAGAUCCUGUUCAAAUGCAAGCAGUUUAUAUUCCUGAAGAAGAUCAAUGUACAGAUAUUUUAAGUUUAGUUGAAAGUGAAGAUAUUUUAAAUUUUUGUUCGAAUACAUUAAGAUUAUAUAAUGCAUUAUGUGCUCAAGGUAAUAAUCGUGUAUCACAUGAAAUAUGUAAAUUUGUUGAUGAAAAACAAUUGAUGUAUUGUGUAAAAAAUGCUUAUUUAUGUGGACCUAUUCGAAUUGGUGUUUAUGAUUUACUUAUUGCUUUACAUUUUGAAACACAUAUUAAAGCGAGAAGUUUAACUUCAACAGAAUUUAUUAUUCCAUUAUCGGAUGCACUUCAAAAAAGUGUUUUAUUACAUCCAAAAAUUUCAAUUGAACAACAACAAAUAUUGUCAACAUCAACAUAUAUACCAGCUAUGGAACAGUUUUUAGCUGUACGACCUAAAUUAAUUAAAGAUGAAGAGUAUGUCAAUGAUAACUAA